GCUAACAUAUCAGAAAAAACGGAAGCGAUCGCAUGUUCGCCAGGCUCAGCACACGAGAAGGAACAUGGAGGAGAUAAAGACCGAGCCCGUGGAUUUUGUAAAGGAAUUUCAAGAAUACCUGACCCAACAAACCCAGCAUGUCAACAUGAUUUCAGGCUCCGUGUGUGGCGAAAAAGAGACAGCGGAGUCGUUUCAAGCCGUUGCCCCAAGGUGCGAGCAAAAUGGUCUGGACCCCCCGUCUGUGGAGGUGAGACUGUCUGUGGAGGAUGGGUCAGAUGUGCAGAUGGAUGGCCUGGAGAGGACCUGCGAUGGAAAGUAUAAAUGCAGCUACUGCAGCUAUGCAAACAAGGGCAUGGCUCGCUUAAUAGAGCAUAUCCGCAUCCACACAGGUCAGAGUUCCCACCAUGUAAAUAUCCCCGAUAUACAGCUGAUAAAGUGA
This is a messenger RNA of Neolamprologus brichardi, 439 nucleotides long. NCBI's taxonomy places the organism in Eukaryota, Metazoa, Chordata, Actinopteri, Cichliformes, Cichlidae. The record is from RefSeq and is a predicted model, not a curated record.